Gymnodraco acuticeps is the source of this 1368-nucleotide messenger RNA. Its product is annotated as vegetative cell wall protein gp1-like. The transcript is spliced from 2 exons. Bases 574 to 1230 code for a protein of 218 amino acids. The record is from RefSeq and is a predicted model, not a curated record. Lineage: Eukaryota; Metazoa; Chordata; Actinopteri; Perciformes; Bathydraconidae.
GUUCCUCUGCAUGAGCUGCAGAGUCUUUCUCUUUUCUUUUGAGGAGCCAUCUUAACCCCCCUGUCAUGUUCGUCUCUCUCCCCUUACUUUGGUGUUCCUGGUCAAAUGUGACCGGUGUGUUUUGACUGCUUUUACAUUAACCCUCUGGAGCCGGUGGUGCCAAGUGCACAUUUAUUUACGUAUUUAAUCAUAGAUUUUCGCUUGUAAGGAGUAGAAAUAUGAUUCAGAUAUCUGCGGAAUCGCUAGAAUCGUAGCUUUUCAAGAGUAUCUCCUGUGAGAUUGUACCCAGGGCACAGUAGCCAAUAUUGCCGCUCAAAGCAGCUUGAUUACACUGUGAUUGGUGGAUUUGUGUGUCAGUCAAGGACAUCUCGGCCGGCCGGCAGCCGUCGGUCUGAAACGACCAAUGGACACUCGAGAAAUCUAAGGACCUACCCACCAAUAAAACAACAUAUAACAGGUGUCUCCCAUCAGUUUCAGUCUUUUAGUCUGUGAAGAAGAUAGAGAAAAUGGCUCGAAGGAACUUUACCGUUGCGGACGCGCUGGAUUUUAUUUUCGCGAGCGGCAGUGACGAAGAUGGCUCAUCAGAACCUGAAGGCUUCGACUCUUCUGAAGAAGAAGAAUACAGGGACAGCAGGGAUCCAUUUGAGGAUGGCUGUGCCUGCCACCAUGUUGAGAUCUACCGUGGAUCAAGGGCCUUCACCACUGCCAUCCCCACCAAGGACUAGCGGACCAGCAUCACGACAGCUGCCUCCAUCUCUGCCUGCGACGAGGUCAAGAUACACCUCAGCUCCACCACAGCCACAGCCAUCACCAUCAACCCGGACAGCAAAGAGGUCUCGUAGAGCACACGUACUUCCCACACAGCCACCAGCUGCCCAUGCACCAUCACCCCCACCUGCACAGCAGCCAGCUCCACUGUCUUGGAAGACAGGCGAAGACCCUGACACUGCUCCCCCUGUCUCCAGGUUUCAACCUGCUCGCACACCCGGGCCACAGCUCAGUUCAACAGUAUCAAACAAACCCCUUGACCUGUUCAAGCUGUUCUUCAGUGCACUAACAGUACAGACACUCUGUACCAACACAAACAAGCGGGCUGCACAGGAGAUGGGAAAGGGUAAAACCUACAAAUGGACUGACUUGACUGUAGAGGAUUUCUAUAAAUACAUGGGGCUGCUGAAACUGGACAAUGUAUUGGACUACUGGAGGAAGGAUCAUUUUGUCAGUGUAUAAUGAAUAGUUGGUUGAAGGAAAAAAAGUUCUGAUGUUCAAUAUUGUAAAUAGUGAGAUUUUGCAGUUAUAUUUAUAUACAUUGUUGGUAUUAUAAUAAAUUGUUGGUUGAAAAAAAAAGUUCUAAUGCUCAAUUCUUUU